Leishmania braziliensis MHOM/BR/75/M2904 is the source of this 435-nucleotide messenger RNA. RefSeq lists its product as hypothetical. The coding region runs from base 1 to 435 and encodes 144 amino acids. Lineage: Eukaryota; Euglenozoa; Kinetoplastea; Trypanosomatida; Trypanosomatidae. The transcript has a single exon. The record is from RefSeq and is a predicted model, not a curated record.
AUGGAUGUAAAGAUGUGGUCAAUCAAGGUAAACGUCGAUGUGGAGAUUCCAUACGAAUUCCUGCCGCAAAACAUCUCGCAGCUGUAUCGCCUGCAGGAUGUGCCUUGCGCCGAGUUUCGAAGCUUCUUCAAGCACAUGCAGAUUUUCAGUCUCCUCUCGAUCUUCACUGGAUUCAUUGUAUGGGUGUUUACAGUCUCCAGCUUCUUUACCCGCAUGUUCCUGCCGCUGUUGUGGCUAUUCCUGUGGGUGACUAUCACUUUCACGGCAACGACGGUGGCCAUGAUAUUCCGAAUUCUUUUCGAUGGCGCGUGCUAUGGUGAGGUUGAAGAGAUUCCACCAUUCACAAGUCUGGCCGUUCCGAUGGGCGGCUUUGCGCUUGCUCUUAUUUGUUUCCAAACAUACCUUGUCACCUCCAUCAUGACGGUAUUCUUAUAA